This is a messenger RNA of Dentiscutata heterogama, 1164 nucleotides long. NCBI's taxonomy places the organism in Eukaryota, Fungi, Glomeromycota, Glomeromycetes, Diversisporales, Gigasporaceae. The record is from the annotation of a GenBank genome assembly.
AUGACCGAAGCGACAACUCCAAAACGAAAGCCUGGCAACUCUGCCUUUAAACAACAGCGCCUGAGUGCAUGCCAACCAAUUAUAACACCAAAAACCGUAUUUCCAGUAUUUAUAGCAAUUGCUACGAUAUUUUCUCCACUGGGUGGAAUUUUAUUUUACUUCAAUGAUAAAGCUUUAGAAUUAUCCAUAGAUUAUACACAUUGUGAUACGGAAGCACUAUUUGAAUUCGGUCCAAUACCUGUAAAAUAUGUAACUGAUUCUAUGAUUAAAUCCAAAUCUAUACCGGAAAACUCUCAGCAUCCUAAAUGGAAGAGAUCGAACAUUACUAUUCUUCCAAAUAAUAAAACAAUUACUCGAUGUUCUAUUAUUUUUUAUAUACAUAAAGAGAUGAAACCUCCAGUAUAUUUAUAUUAUCGUCUAACAAAUUUCUUUCAAAAUGAAAGAGGUUAUGCUAGAAGUUUAGAUACUGAUCAACUUAAAGGAAAAGCCGUAAAUAGAGAUGGUCUUAAACGUGGUGGUUGUAAGAGUCUUGCGCUUUAUAAUGAAACUAUAAUAUAUCCCUGUGGACUACUUGCGAAUUCCAUGUUCAAUGAUACCAUAGGAAACCUUACUUUGUUAAAUGCACUCGAUGAAUCAUUGUAUACAAAUAUAACAUAUAAUUUUACUUAUAACGGUAUUGCACCACCUGGAGAAACAGCAAAAUAUAAACCUACUACAUAUAAUAUUGGUCAAAUUCGACCACCUUUAAAUUGGGAAGCAAGAUACCCGAAUGGUACAUAUACAACCGAUUAUCCUCCAAUAGAUCCAUCAACAGAUGAACAUUUUCAAGUUUGGAUGCAUACAGCUGGGCUUCCGAUUUUUAGAAAAACUUAUGGAAUUAAUGAAGCUGCACCAUUACAAGUUGGAUAUUAUCAAAUAAAUAUUAAUACAGUUUUUCCUGUCAAAGGUUAUGGUGGCACCAAAUCCAUAGUGAUUUCCACGCCUUCCGUGGUCGGUGGUAAACAUCCAUUCCCUGGAAUUGCUUAUAUAGUAGUAGGAGUAGUAUGUGGAAUUAUUGGCAUUAUACUUGCUGUUGAAAGUUUCUUUAAUUCUCAUAAAAGAAGGGAUCGUAGAUAUGCUUCGAUGCAAAUUGGAAAUAGCCAAAAGAAUAUUGAUUCACAAUAA